AUGAGAUGUGAGGGACAACUCAUCACUCGAGUGAACCCCCCGUCGUAUACCUAUACCACUGUUACUCACACGACAACAGCACACUCAGUGAUUAACAAUAAUUGCGACAACACUUCGUCCCAAACUAUGUUCAGAGACAAUUGGAGGGGAUGUGCUGAGUGGAGGGCAGAGGGUCUGCCAAUUAAGAGCAGUUCCUCUGACGCAGCCGUCAAACUAUAUGACGCGGCCGUCACUCAAAUGUUCUCUCAGGAGUGGAGGGCAGAGGGUCUGCCAAUUAAGAGCAGUUCCUCUGACGCAGCCGUCAAACUAUAUGACGCGGCCGUCACUCAACUCAUCGGAUGGUACGACGACCCGAAUAUGGGAGGCCUGGCCAAGACUUGCGAUGAUAUGCUUCGAGCGGACCCUCAUUUCGUUUUGGGCCGAAGUUUUAGUCUGGGCUUAGAGCUGAUCGGAACGGGAACUACAGUAAGACUGGACAGGGAUCUCAAGAAACAAUUGGAAGAGUUGGUGGAAACGGCUGAUAAAAACAAAGAUAAAUUAGAGGACAGGGAGUAUAAACACGUGAAAGCCAUUGAACGGUUCGCUUGUGGCGAUUGGGGCGGCGCCUCUGAUAUAUGGGAACAGAUAUUAGUGGACAACCCGACAGACCUCCAGGCGCUUAAGUUCUCGCACGACUCGCUCUUCUAUUUGGGAAAAAGCACACAAAUCCGGGACUCAAUCGCGAGAGUACUUCCCGUUUGGAAACAGAGUUCACUUCCACUCAAAAGGUUUUCCAAUCUUUGA
Molecule: messenger RNA, 783 nt
Organism: Oppiella nova
Lineage: Eukaryota; Metazoa; Arthropoda; Arachnida; Sarcoptiformes; Oppiidae
Source: the annotation of a GenBank genome assembly